AUGGCAUGUCCCAAGCCAAGUUUUAUUCUACUACUAAUCGGAUUUUUCCUCGCGAAAAAUGCAGUUAGGGCAGGAAAAACCACCGAGCUUGAGAUAACCUGGCCGGAGGACAUCACUGAGGCUACCCUAGAAACUGAGAUGACCUGGCCGGAGGACAUUACUGACGCUGCUACCCCAGAAACUGAGAUGACCUGGCCGGAAAAUCUUCCAGUGACCGAAUCGAAUGCGGUCACUUAUCGCACCGCGCGCACCUUGGACCACUUGGAUGCCUUGAAAGAUGAGGACGAGUUCAUGGAAAAGCCGCACAAACCACUUCUAGAGGAAUUUUCUAGCCUGGAGGAAGCGCACCGCAUAGUUCACCCGAUCGGUGAAUUAAUAGCCCUCAAGCGGAAGCCGCUCCCUGAAAAGAAGCUGAUCAAAAAGCCCUUCUACUUCGGCUGCUGUCACAACUCCACAAACGUGGGAUGCGCAGGCGUCUGUCCGGAGACCUGUGAGUACCGCUCCAAGUACUGCGUACCGCUCUGCGGACCUCCCUGUCGCUGUAAGCACGGGUUUGUCUACAAUAUUCCCCGACGGGCCUGCACACUGCGCUCCGACUGUCCCAAGGGAAUGGUACAGAGCAAGAAGGGAAUCUACAGGGUAUUUUUGUGAUGGAUGCUCGUGAUUGGGGUUAGUGUGAUGUGCUGUGGUGUCGUGCCAAUUCCGUUUGUUCUAAUAAACCAAGAAAGCCGGA
This is a messenger RNA of Drosophila takahashii, 733 nucleotides long. RefSeq lists its product as uncharacterized. NCBI's taxonomy places the organism in Eukaryota, Metazoa, Arthropoda, Insecta, Diptera, Drosophilidae. The record is from RefSeq and is a predicted model, not a curated record.